GACUUUAGUUUAUUUGUAAAUAGCAGUGCAGUCGUAAGAAGUCCAGUCAAGAAGACAAGUCAAAUCAGCAAUAGAGAAAGUAGGUGUACCUCGCGAUUAUCGGUAAAUUGUCAGCACAUUCAAGAUAUACAGAAGGAAAUCUUAGAUCAUUUACUCAACUGCCUUUGAAACAUUUGGAAUGUAUCGAUCAAUGAUAAAAUGGCUGACCAGACAAGUCCAGUAACGGAUGUACCCCAGGGCCCCUGGCAUCUCAAUAUGACCUCCAAUCUACAAGACCACAUUCCCAGAGUGGGGCAGGCAGUGUCCGGGUUUGUCCCCCACAUCAUGGGCCCCAGCACUCACCAUCGAGUCAUCCUCAACCGCCUCAACUCCAGAGAGCACCACCCGGAACCAACCCACGAAUCCUCGGUCGUCGUAGAUGUCGACACGGAUCCUCAGCAGUUUACUCCCGGACAGGAAGAAAAUAACCCUAAUCUAUUGUCUCAUGAACAUUUCCAGAUCCCAAGUAGUUUCUUUCAGGACGAGAACCAGAAUGGUUUACCGGGCCAGGGCGAGGGAGGGGAGCACGGACAUGCACAUGACGGUGCAACCAAUCGCUUCAGUAUCAAGAGUAUCAUCCUCAAUUCCGGGGGAUUUUUAGUCAUCAUUUCCUUAAAACUGCUAUCACAACACUUUCUUGGAUUCUUUGUUUUUCUGGCCAUGUUUGGGACACAUGUGUAUGCCAAUAUGACAAUGCAGAAAGUUGUGCACCAGUCCUCUCUUAGAAAUUCCUCCUGUCGCGGGCAGGUUCUACCAUUCCUAUGGAUCAUCACUUUCCUGUCAGCCAAUAUAGCUGUCGUCAUGUACGCUUUUAAAGAAGAAGUGCUUUGGAAUGUACUGAUGUUUCAGCUUCCAGUGCUGCACAACUCCGAUUUCUGGGAUUAUUUGUGGAUGGUUCUUGUGACAGAUUUUAUCCUAAAAUUUUCUACUAUUAUUAUCAAAGCAUUCUUAUCACUUCUACCUUUUGGACAGAAGAGAAGGGGAAAGAUUUACAUGGUAGUGGAGAAUGUGAUGCAGAUGUACCGAUUACUAACUCCCAUAAUUCCAUGGUUCCACUUCCUGUAUGAUGACCAGGGAAUGGUGCUUGGCAUUAUUCUUGUAGCCUUAUAUUUCCUAAUGAAGAUUUUCCAGUGUCUUGCAAAAGUCCUUGAAGUCUUCAAGUCUUUCAAGAGCCUAUUGUCGGACGUGUCCUAUGGAUCCCGACCCUCAUCCACUGAAAUCAACCAGUGUGGGGAGAACUGUCCCAUAUGUCAGGACGACUACAAGGACCCAAUCAAACUGGCCUGUAAACAUAUAUUUUGUGAGAAUUGUGUCUCCAUGUGGUUUGAUAGAGAAAAGACUUGUCCCAUGUGCAGAGCACAAAUCCACACAGAAUCUCCACUGUGGAAAGACGGAUCAACCAGCAUCCACAUCCAGUGGUACUGAUCUCCUCUCUCUGACAGCUGUGAUAAAACAGAUCCACAUUGGAUAGGAUUCCAUUUGGCAUCUGGAUAAAAUAAAUAUUAUUGAUUGAAUAAAUGGGAUAUCAUAUCCUGCUGUUUGACAUUUUGUAGUGUUCCAUAGAUAAUUAAGGGAGCUUUGUUUGAACCUAAGGUUUACAACACUGUAAGAGUCAACAUAGUGGCUAGGAUAAGGUAGCUAACUGCUUUGUUUAGUUCCAGUGGUUGCCUCUUUUGACAAACUUCAUUGAAAGCCAAAUUUAUAUCAAGAAUUGUUUUCUGCAACGUUGGUUGUGCUUCUCACCAAAUCAAGGGACAUUUACGGUACCGGUAAUCUUAUACAGUCAUCUUUUUUUGUGACAGACAAUCAGACUUUAGAUGUUGAACACCAAAUAUUUAUUAGAUACUGUGAAAUCAUUGGAAAUCUUGGUGGCUUAAUUUUUGCAGAUAUUGUGGUGACUCCACACCCUUGAAAUCUUAUCUAAAACAAAUUAUGAAACAAAACUUUCGUACAAGCAGUUCCACAAAAUCCAUGAGUCUGUAAAACUUUGGCAAUCCUUUUUAUCGUUGCCAAAUCUUCAAUAUUUAUGAUAGAAAAAUUUUGCAGUCAGGUGCAUUGAUGCCUUUAUUUAAAAGCAUUAGUAUGUGUGAUCUCGUGUAAACAUUUACUGUGGUUUCAUCAAUAUUAGUUGAAUACCAAUUUUCGUGGAUUUCGUUGUUAAGUUGAUCCACGAAAUUUAAUGUUCAUUGAAGUGCAAUAUCUAUUAAUAUUUUGUAUAGAUUUGGUCAUUGGCAACGAAUUUACAAAUCCUUGAAACUGUGAUUUUCACUUUAUCCACUAAAAAUUGAUACCCUUGAAAAUUAAUGAAACCACAGUAGUACACCUGUACAAUACUGAAUUUAUAACUUUCAAGGAGCAAUGUUUGAUCAAACAAAUGUUUCUGCAUUAAUAAUUGAUAUGUACAUGCAAAAAUGUUUCCCUUUUCCAAUAGCUUUAUAUAAAACAUAGAUCUAAAAAAUAGAAGGGGGCUGUCUUAUUGCACUAAAAUCCAAAUAUUUAUUAUUUGUAACCACUGUAUGCAUAUAAAUCUGCUUAUUCUAUUA
This is a messenger RNA of Magallana angulata, 2582 nucleotides long. Its product is annotated as RING finger and transmembrane domain-containing protein 2-like. Gene Ontology annotation, biological process: positive regulation of ERAD pathway. The record is from RefSeq and is a predicted model, not a curated record. The transcript is spliced from 9 exons. Lineage: Eukaryota; Metazoa; Mollusca; Bivalvia; Ostreida; Ostreidae. The coding region runs from base 199 to 1464 and encodes 421 amino acids. Gene Ontology annotation, molecular function: ubiquitin protein ligase activity.